UGGAGAGCCACAACCUUUAUGAAACCUUCUGGGUCUCGUAGGAUGACCUGCCAGAUUCAAGGUUGGACAUUUCCUCUAAGAUGAGCAAGCUCAUGUCCUCACAAUCAACCAACCUCUGCUGCUCUACUGGCACAACCAGCAAGAACUUCUUUUGUAAAAGGAAAGGAAGCUCCAUUGUAUAUCUGGACCAUGACGACCACCAAGGUCACAAUAAGAAUACCAGGAAGACUCACAGUCAGAUAGCGAAGAGAUGCAGGGAUAAGAUGAACAGCUUCAUAGAUGAGCUAUCAUCAUUAGUGCCUAUGUGCAAAACUAAAUCACACAAACUGGACAAACUCUCAGUCUUGCGUAUGGCAGUCCAACACAUGAAGAAGUUACAAGGUUCUGCCGCCAACUGUUACCCAGAAGUUAAUUACAAACCUGCUUUCAUAUCUGAUGAGGAGCUAAAACACCUGAUACUGAGGGCAGCUGAUGGCUUUCUGUUUGUGGCUGACUGCGUUCACGGGAAAAUACUGUUUGUUUCUGAAUCAGUACAUAAGAUCCUAAACUACAGCCAGAAGGACCUGAUUGGCCAGAACCUAUUUGAGUACCUGCAUCCUAAAGACAUUGGCAAAGUCAAGGAGCAGCUGUCCUCAGCAGAUAUUGUCCCACAAAAGAGACUCAUCGAUGCUAAAAGUGGUCUUUUAGUGAAGACAGACAUCAAAAAAGGUUCUUUAAGACUUUGUUCGGGGGAGAGACGAUCAUUUUUCUGCAGGAUGAAGUGCAACCGAAAUGUGGAAGAUGACGAUUUCUCCUCCAGCUGCUCAAAAAAAAAUGUCUCCCGUAAGGGCUUCUGCACCAUUCACAGCACCGGUUACUUAAAAACCUGGUCCCCAGCUGAGAUGGAUCUGGAUGAAAAUAAUGAGCCGGACAAUGAUGGAUGUAACCUAAGCUGUCUGGUGGCUGUUGGUCGGUUGCAUUGCCACACCGUUUCUCAGCCAGUGCAAAAUCACAUCAAGGUCAAGCCCCUGGAGUUUGUUUCAUAUCAUGCUAUUGAUGGGAAGUUUGUCUUUGUAGACCAAAGGGCCACUGCCAUUUUGGCUUACGUACCUCAAGAGCUGCUGGGAACAUCAUUUUAUGAAUACUGUCAUGAAGAUGACAUUGCUGAUUUAGCAGAAUGUCACAGGCAAGUGCUGCAGAUGAAAGAGAAGAUCAAUACAAACUGCUACAAGUUAAAAACAAAAGAUGGCUUAUUCAUCACACUUCGAAGCCGCUGGUUCAGUUUUAUGAACCCUUGGACCAAAGAGGUGGAAUACAUCGUCUCUACCAAUACUGUAGUCACCAGCCCUUCAGGUGGCAGACCUGACAGCAGUUAUCAUCAGCCUGCUGCUCCCCCACACACAAUGACCACUGUACUAACACCAGGUGAAGGGAAGCUGGACAUCCAAACAGUUCCUGGACUUCCUGGUGGUGCAGGUUCAGGGCAGGAGCUGGAAGGAAUUACUGGCGAUCCAGAGAUACAAAAAACCUGAUGGUGGGAAAUGUUGGGAGGAUGGGCAGGGAGAAGGAGAGAGACAACCAAGCACAAGAGUUUUCAACAACACAGAAGGUGGCAAAAAAAGUUUUUGAAGCACUGGAGGCUGUAG
Toxotes jaculatrix (banded archerfish) is the source of this 1625-nucleotide messenger RNA. RefSeq names its product aryl hydrocarbon receptor nuclear translocator-like 1b (gene bmal1b). Gene Ontology annotation, biological process: regulation of transcription by RNA polymerase II; circadian rhythm. The record is from RefSeq and is a predicted model, not a curated record. The transcript is spliced from 14 exons. The coding region runs from base 81 to 1511 and encodes 476 amino acids. Gene Ontology annotation, molecular function: protein dimerization activity; DNA-binding transcription factor activity, RNA polymerase II-specific; RNA polymerase II cis-regulatory region sequence-specific DNA binding. Gene Ontology annotation, cellular component: cytoplasm; nucleus; aryl hydrocarbon receptor complex. Lineage: Eukaryota; Metazoa; Chordata; Actinopteri; Toxotidae.